Messenger RNA from Paraglomus occultum, 328 nucleotides. The record is from the annotation of a GenBank genome assembly. NCBI's taxonomy places the organism in Eukaryota, Fungi, Glomeromycota, Glomeromycetes, Paraglomerales, Paraglomeraceae.
AUGUUUCAGGCACGUUGGACUGCAAUAAACCAGACGAUAGACGAAACUCCGGAGCCCAUAAUAGUCCCUAAUCAGAAAUAUACCGAAAUCAUAGAGGCCUAUAAUUACGCGCUAGGGCUUAUGUCUAAUGAGCACUGGAAAAAAGCGCAAGAAGUAUUUGAGGGCUUACUUCGCAAAGAGGGAUUUGCCAACAUGUCUGUAGAAAAGUCUGAUGGCGCGAAUUGGUCUCAAGCUGAUGUCUCUGCUCGCUUGUACGUCGCAGUCUGUAAGAAUUAUGCACGAGUAUUAGAGAAGAUGUGGGAGAAGGACCAUGAGGCGUCUGUUGCUC